Triticum aestivum (bread wheat) is the source of this 600-nucleotide messenger RNA. RefSeq lists its product as uncharacterized. The transcript has 2 exons. Lineage: Eukaryota; Viridiplantae; Streptophyta; Magnoliopsida; Poales; Poaceae. The coding region runs from base 1 to 600 and encodes 199 amino acids. The record is from RefSeq and is a predicted model, not a curated record.
AUGGCGAUGUCCAAUCACGCCGCCGCCGCCGCCGGCGGCCCACGGUCCCUGCAGUUCCGCCGCUGCGGCCAGCCCCCGCUCGUGACGGACCAGCCGUACCUCGGGCGUUACGGCAGCUACGGCAACAGGUUCAUCGUCACAGACCUCUCCACGCUCCAGAGCGACGGCGCCUGCCGCCGGGCGCUGCGCAGGAUGCUGGCGGAACUGCCGCAGCUCCGGGCGCUCCGCCUCACCCAGGACGAGUGGGACGACGUCGUAACCGCUAACGUGGUGCCACAGAUCGUCCGCGUGGCGUGCGGCAACGGCGCCACCCGCGGCUUCACCUUCCGCUUCGAGAUGGAGGUGGACCGGCAGUUCAUAUACGACGAGCGGGCCCUCCUGAUGGCGUGCAAGGAGAGGGAGCUCGGCGGCGGCGGCAGGCCGGACAAGUGCCCGAUCUGCUUGGUGGGCCUGGAGGGAGAGCCCGCCGUGCAGCCACCGAGGUGCCCGCACACGUUCCACCGCAGGUGCAUUUUAAUGUGGUUCUGCAAGGCGACAACGUGCCCAAUUUGCCGCUGUGACGUGAGGUUCUGUGCCCUGCCGGAGUUUCUUGCUCUGUAG